Peniophora sp. CBMAI 1063 is the source of this 789-nucleotide messenger RNA. NCBI's taxonomy places the organism in Eukaryota, Fungi, Basidiomycota, Agaricomycetes, Russulales, Peniophoraceae. The record is from the annotation of a GenBank genome assembly.
AUGCAGUUCAGCUCCCUUCUCUUUGAAAACGACGGAGCGCCGUCCUCAGUCAGGGUCUCAACGAGAUUUAACUUCGACUUUCUUAGUGCUGAGGGCGAUGUACCGGACGCUCUACUUGUUACACACGACAACGUGCAUUUCGCCGUAUUUGCCUCGAAGCUGCGCGCAGCUUCAUUCAACGACUUCGGCGGCUUACUGCUCUCCUCAAACACGCCCUCCUCGAUACCACUCACGUCCUCUGUCUUGAAUCUGCUCUUGCACGCAAUCUACGGCUUGUCUGCCGCAGAGUAUACAAGGGAGGACCUUGCUGCCGCCGUAGAGGCGCUACAGCCGCUUGGACUGUCCAAGGAGGCAUACAUGAAGACGACAUCGACGUUAUCCCAGGAAAUACUGCGCCGCGCGCCAUCUGCGCCACUUGUUUGUUACAAGCUUGCCGCGCACGCGGGAAUUGAAGAGCUCGCUGUCCUCAUCUCACCGUACACCCUUUGCAUCUCUCUGAACGUUCUCACCGACGAAGAUGUGGUUUGCAUAGGAGCGCACUAUACGAGACGUCUUUUCUUCCUCCAUAUCGACCGCGUUGAGGCCAUCAAGGGCAUCCUACUCCCGCCGCCUGAGCCACAUUCUAGCUCAUCGACCUGUGACACGUCCUCUGCCCCCCGGACGUCUCUGUCACAACACUCAAGACACAUCUGCAGGCCGUUGGCCUCGGGAUUCAGUGCCCCGAAUGCGCCGGGCAGCUGGACCAUCGCGUCAAGCAACUCCUUGCUGACUGGUCUCUCAUCAAGAUGA